GAGCUUUAAAUAUAGUAGCUUAUAUAUAGAAAGCAGUCUUAUCUGUGGAAGGAGAAUUGAGCUUUCACCAAACUCUGUUCCCAUAGCUGAACUCAUGUUUACAAAGCUUUUCCUUGCAGGGAAAUGGAUUCUGUGGAUACUGUGGAUUUUUCUAUAGUAUCCACUGCAGGAAUUGAGAUACGUGUAUUUUAAAGCUGUAGCUUUCAAACAUGAUUGGUAAUAUUACCUACUUCUGAUUUGUAGAGCUCAUCUUGAGGUGUCUCUAAUGAGACCAUUUAUGCAAAAAAAGUAUUGAACUAACUGCCAAAUAAAAGAAGAGCAAGAUGAUGAAUAAAAUUGAAGCUCUGCUAAUUUGCAGGAGUUUUGAAUGGACUUCUGAAUAUAUCAGUCUGAAAAGACCCUCUGUGCCUCAAAAAUUGUUUCAGGAACUCCAGCAAAGCCUUCUUCCUCUGAGAAUUUUAUUGGAGAAGUCAACAUGUGGACAGCAGUGGCUAGCGUGCUGUUAAGGGCCGAAGUCCGACGAGCCUGUACGUGCUCUCUGCGUCGAGUACCAAAGGGCAGGAGUGCGGUCCCGGGGGCCGCUCUCCCUCAGCGCGGCUGGCAGCGUACCGCUCGAGUGGGCCGCACAGCUCAGCCGCUCAACAUGAAAGCAAAAAUACAGAAGGUGGAAGCUCUGGAGGAAAAUCGUUUUGUCUGUGUCCACUGGGAGGAUGGAAGCGAGAGCCGUUUCCCUUGCGUCUGGCUGAGAGACAACUGCCAGUGCCCUGAUUGCUUCUUACACUCUGCCAAAGCACGCAAAUUGGUUUUCGCAGACCUAGAUGUUAACAUUGUGGUAAAGGAUGUCACUUUGACAGAUACAAAGAAGGUAUCUCUUACCUGGCCAGAUGGACACACAAGCAAAUAUGAAGCCGAAUGGUUGAAAAAGCGAUGCUUCUCUGAAGAAGCCAGAGCUGAAAUGCGAAAAGAGUUAUUUUUACCAGAAUGUGAGUACUGGGGCUCGGACUUGCAGCUUCCUGAACUGCCUUUUGAAGAAGCCUUGUGCAAUGAUGAAAGCGCGUACAAGUGGCUGUGCACCCUAAAGAAAGUAGGAAUUGUGCUACUGACAGGAGCCCCUACUAGGCAGGGAGAGCUGGUUAAACUUGGCCAAAGGAUUGGUUUCCUGCGUCUCACAUUUUAUGGACCAACUUGGCAAGUGCAAGACAAAACAGAUGCUAACAAUGUGGCUUAUACAAGUGGGAAGCUAAGUUUUCACACUGAUUACCCUGUUCUACAGCAUCCACCUGGGGUUCAGUUUCUUCACUGUAUAAAGCAAACAGCUGCAGGAGGUGAAAGUGAAGUUGUAGAUGGAUUUCAUGUAGCCAACAAGCUGAAGAAACAAAAUCCUCAAGCAUUUCGGAUCCUGUCCUCUACUGCCAUAGACUAUACAGAUGUUGGAGUCGACUACUGUGAUUUUGCUAUGCAAUGCAAACAAAGGAUCAUAGACACAGAUGGCAGCGGCCGAGCCGUUCGCAUCAAUUAUAAUAACGCAACAAGAGACACUGUGUUUGACGUACCAGCUGAGAACGUGCAGCCAUUUUAUGCAGCUCUAAAGGAAUUUGAUGAUUUAUUAAACAGCACUGAACACAAGUUUACUUACAAGAUGAAACCAGGGGACAUAAUAACAUUUGAUAACUGGCGCCUGCUUCAUGGUCGCCGAAGCUACCAGUCGGGAGCCACAGUGACUCGCCACCUGGAGGGGGCCUACGCAGACUGGGACGUGGUCAUGUCCAGGCUCCGGCUCCUGCGGAAGAAGCUCCUGGACACGACUGAGCUUCCUUCUGACUAGAAGGAGCAAAAACUAGACUAUCUACCCUUUAAAAAGGCAAAGAAAAAUACCCAAUAUAUUUUGUUUCCAGAAACCAACAUCAAGAAAAUAUUUUUGAGUUCCAUAAGCCUUUAAGAAUCCCUAUUCAUAACAAUUUAAGAUUUAUCUAUGCCCUAACCUUUGAACCUAUAAAAGCAUUGCUACCUCAGUUAAUUCAUUUGCUUUUUGAUCUUGGAAGUAGUUUUGCAUGUUGCUAUCAGUUUAUAGGGCUGAUGGGGUAUCAGAACACCUUGAUUUACUGUAACAAAUAUAUCUAUGCUCCCUAGAAAGCUUUUCAGAGAAGCAUUCUGUAUUGCAUAAAUAAUAACCAAACUUCAUUAUCAAAAAAAAUAAUCACUGCUUUGGAGUUAUUUCUGUACGGUCACCUUGCUAGAUGGAGCCACACUUUAAUAAAAAGUUCUCCUUAUUCAACA
This is a messenger RNA of Rhea pennata, 2277 nucleotides long. It is a transcript of the gene BBOX1, whose product is annotated as gamma-butyrobetaine hydroxylase 1. NCBI's taxonomy places the organism in Eukaryota, Metazoa, Chordata, Aves, Rheiformes, Rheidae. The transcript has 8 exons. Bases 476 to 1825 code for a protein of 449 amino acids. Gene Ontology annotation, cellular component: mitochondrion. Gene Ontology annotation, molecular function: iron ion binding; gamma-butyrobetaine dioxygenase activity. The record is from RefSeq and is a predicted model, not a curated record. Gene Ontology annotation, biological process: carnitine biosynthetic process.